AUGGACACAACGACGAACUACUUGACGCUGACCGAUCCGGUGGAAACGCCAUGUAUUUGGUUUCUCACUGAAACGCGGAGGAAUGGUUCGUAUCAGAAAAAUAUGGACACAACGACGAACUACUUGACGCUGACCGAUCCGGUGGAAACGCCAUGUAUUUGGUUUCUCACUGAAACGCGGAGGAAUGGUAAAAAUAUGGACACAACGACGAACUACUUGACGCUGACCGAUCCGGUGGAAACGCCAUGUAUUUGGUUUCUCACUGAAACGCGGAGAAAUGGUUGA
Messenger RNA from Haemonchus placei, 285 nucleotides. Lineage: Eukaryota; Metazoa; Nematoda; Chromadorea; Rhabditida; Trichostrongylidae. The record is from the annotation of a GenBank genome assembly.